Messenger RNA from Uranotaenia lowii, 2222 nucleotides. RefSeq lists its product as uncharacterized. Gene Ontology annotation, cellular component: membrane. NCBI's taxonomy places the organism in Eukaryota, Metazoa, Arthropoda, Insecta, Diptera, Culicidae. The record is from RefSeq and is a predicted model, not a curated record. The transcript is spliced from 2 exons. The coding region runs from base 885 to 2186 and encodes 433 amino acids.
UUCAGUUUCAAUCGAGAUGUGAUCGGACGCGCGCGCCGAAUUGCUUGCGUCUGGCUAGGAUGUUUUAGGUGUUUAGUGAACGUAGACUAGCGUCGGUGUUGUUUUUUAUAGCUCUUAGUGCUGUUUCAUGUUUUUCACGGUUUUUGUUAUUGUUACUCAUGUUACACUGCACGGUGUGUCUCCAGAAAAUUAAGUAGCUGCUCAGUUUCAGUCGCACGUCAUUUGAGUGAGCCGGGCGACGAAAAACCGGUGAAGGGCGAGGAAGACAUUCGGGGGUGGGCGAUGUGGUAUUUUGGGUGGCAUCGUCACUGGAUGCCGGUCUGAUUGAGAGAGCGUCGCAUGAACCGAAAUAUACUUCUGUAACGAACCGUCCGUCCGUCGCAUACAAUAUGUAAUCGCAGCUUCCCAUAAGAUGUGCAGUCAUCCAAGAAGUGUCCGUCUCUGUUAACGAGGUGAAGCCGGAUCGACGACGGUUUGCCCAAAUUUAGUCCAAGUGCCGAUUGCGAAGUUGCUAAUGGAGUGAAACGAAAGUGAUAGUUUAGCGAACAAUGCACUGACCGAAUGCCGACAAGACUCUUGACGUCGGAUAAUCUUGCAUACAUAUGUAUGAACGAACGUGCAUAAAAUAGUGCUUCAAUUGAGGAGAGCUGUUCUUGUUUCAAGUGCAGACAUACGCUUAAACAUAACAAAUUGAACGUCAUGUAAAGUUUUUAAUCGAAUUGGGAAAUCCCGAGCGUGCGUGGAACAAUGAACGUUUAGUAGACAGAAGAAAAAAACUAAGCGUCUGAGGGUGGAAAGAUGUGUGAACUCUAAACGCGUGUAGAAAAUUGGCGAUACUCCAUACGUAAUUGAGCGCGCUUCGAAGCACGUUCUCCCAAACGCAUAUGAAAUUAGCCAGAUUGUCCACCAUAAUGGCUGGGUUGGAUUAUUCAAACCUGGACGUCAUCCGGGGCAGUUCCAGUAGUAGUGCGACCACGUCCUUGCUUAGUAUGUACGAGGUGUUUGGCGGAAGUGACAACAACGGAAGUGCGGAGGAAUUCGAUGGCGCCCAACUUCACGAGCCAACGGUGGCGAUUGAUGGCAGCGAGGAGUUCGAUUUUAAUGUGGUCAGCAAAAUUAUUGGAUCGGUUCGUGGACCGAUGGGCGAUUUCAUACUCUAUGGAUACAUCGGAUUUAUAGUUGGAUGUGGCAUCUUGCUGAAUCUGAUUCUGAUCAAAGGCAUCCUGCAGGCUAAAUAUAGUGGUGCCUUGUAUUUCGUUCUUCAAAUAGCCGUGCUGGACAUUGGCUCGCUGUUGCUCAGUAUCUGGGAACUGUUCUACAUCAUCCUGCAGCAGUGGAUAUUCGAAUCGGAAUAUUGUACGUUUUACAUCGGGUUCGAAUCUUUCACAAACAUCGCCGUGGUUUACUUCAUCAUCGGACUGAACUUCCAUUCGAUCUCAACGUACAACUUGGCUCAGCAAAUAUCGGUGGCAAAUGACGAGCUUACCGGUUCUUACAAUCCGGAUAGCGAAACAAGUUCCGAUUACAUGGCGACAAUCGAAGAGAAUAAUUAUGAAGUGGCAACCGAAAACAUCAUACAGAAAAGAUCACUGACUAUAGACUACCGACCCAGGAAAACUAACAUUUCGGUCAUGUGGCCGGUCCUGAUGAUAUGGUUCAUUGCGGCAUCGGAAUCCCUUCCGUUGUUUUUGUUCUCGGAUGUCAUCUCGACGGAUGAUGGUGUCAAAUUUUGUACGGUUCUCAUCAACGAUCGAACCAAUCAUUAUAUCAUCCAGUGGCUGGUAAUCAGUAUUCGGAUUUUGCUGCCUACCCUAACCCUGGUCAUUACAACCGGGAUGAUCAUCUUCAAGUUCUAUCAAGGUGGUAGAUUCGCGCAACCCAACGAAGUGGAUGAAAACGUGGCGUUCAUAUUGAAGGUCUCCAUCUUCCUAUCGUUGAGCUAUGUGAUAUUCUCGAUGCAGAAACUCUACGGCUCGCUGCUAUUCGAGGUUAUGUCCAAACCGAUACUUCGGCACAAGUAUCCUCAGUUCGAUAGACAAUCAGGGCUGAUUUUUUCCCUUCUUCACUAUUUUCUGUCGUUCGUAAGGCCACUAGUUGUAAUCGUACUCUGUAAGCUAAAACACAAUCAUGUCGAUAUUACUUUUAUCUACAAAAAUAGCAAUAAAAAGGCCAAUAGCUUGUCAUAAUUCCUACGAUAAAAACAAUAAAACAUAAUACGAAAA